AAUAUCCGUUUCCGGGCUCAACGCCGGAAGUGCUGGUCUCCGUUGGAAACGAGGUCUGGGGGAACUCUGCGACCAGCUGGGACGUGGUAGCCGCGCGUUUUUCGGCGAGCGGGGCGACGUUUUGAGCCGGGAUUGGCACUCGUGCUGGAAGAGGAAAGAGUCCCGAGGGAGGAAAGAGAGGCGAAGAUGGGCCGUAGGAAGUCAAAGCGCAAGCCUCCACCUAAGAAAAAGAUGACAGGGACACUUGAGACCCAGUUUACAUGUCCUUUCUGUAACCAUGAGAAAUCCUGUGACGUUAAAAUGGAAAGAGCUCGGAAUACUGGGGUGAUAUCUUGUACUGUAUGUCUGGAAGAAUUUCAGACCCCUAUCACUUAUCUUUCAGAACCAGUGGAUGUUUACAGUGAUUGGAUAGAUGCUUGUGAGGCAGCCAAUCAAUAACAGCAACUGUAGAGGAACUUACUGGAAGUUAAACAAUGUUUCUUAAUUCACGGGUGGGGCUAUUUGUUUCAUAAUGCGUUGGAGAUACAGUUGGAGUGACUAGGAAACGGGUCUUGUGCCCUUUUUUUCCUAUCCAGUAACCUGUCCUUUUAUAUGAAUAUUGUGGAGUUUAGAGACGAAAGACUACCAAAAAAGACCUGCAAGCAUGGGAAGGGUCAGUUUUUAUUCAGGUUGGUGCUUGGGAAAUUCCUCUCAAGAUUGAAGUCUUAGGUUCAGUGCCUCAAGCGCUGCUGCUCCACCUUUGUUGAUUUAUGUUGGGCUUGUACGGAAGGGCUUCCACACAAGCUUCUCUGCCAUUCUGUGAUAGUUCCUGGAAUAUUGUAAAUAGAUACUGUAUCCCUUGUGGCCAUGUUAAAUUGCAAAGUAUAGUUAGCAAGAAUACAUGGAAUGUAAGAAAAAAUAGCCCUGUCUUGGUCCCAUGAUACAAGCUUUUAGAUUUAUCUGGUGGAACAAGAAUCAUGAAGACAACUUUUUCUUGAUGUGUCUCCAGUUAGGAUGGCAGCAUGUUGCCUCUGUUUUAACAUGCCAGAAGUUGUGUGCAGGUCUCUUCCGUGGCACUGGGCAUGGGAUUUUGAGAACUGUAUUAUGUAAUAAAGUUUAAUUCAGA
Candoia aspera is the source of this 1105-nucleotide messenger RNA. It is a transcript of the gene ELOF1, whose product is annotated as elongation factor 1. The record is from RefSeq and is a predicted model, not a curated record. Gene Ontology annotation, molecular function: RNA polymerase II complex binding. The coding region runs from base 187 to 438 and encodes 83 amino acids. Gene Ontology annotation, cellular component: transcription elongation factor complex. Gene Ontology annotation, biological process: transcription elongation by RNA polymerase II. NCBI's taxonomy places the organism in Eukaryota, Metazoa, Chordata, Lepidosauria, Squamata, Candoiidae. The transcript is spliced from 4 exons.